CAUACCAAGGAAGCGUCCUCGACUUCUAUCGGCGCUCGCCUGCUGGGCUAGGUUAGCUUUUCGUUGCCACAGCUACCGAGUUGCGUCACCAUUUAAAAAGAGCCGACCUGAACAACGCCAAGAGCUUCUGUUCCUUAGCAACACCAACAUAACAAGGAGGUGAACAUUAGCCUUCUUUACUUUAACAUGUCCCAGGGAGGACGUGUGGGGAUAUCACAAAACAAGACAAGUCUGAGUUAACCAAAACGUUUUAACUUCUGACAGCGGAACGGGUUAUUUUGUACCGCACGGAACCAGUUGCGUUGGGGACGGAAACUACAUCUGUAAACAAACGUAAACCUAUUAGCAAGCAACAGUUUUAGUUAGUAGACGUAAACACAUGUGCAAAGACACUGUGGUCUAAGCUCAAACAAGAUGUUUAAAAACACGUUUCAAAGCGGAUUCUUGUCUAUUUUAUACAGCAUCGGCAGCAAACCACUUCAGAUAUGGGAUAAAAAGGUUAGAAAUGGUCAUAUCAAGAGGAUCACAGACAAUGACAUCCACUCACUGGUGUUGGAGGUUGAGGGAACAAACGUCAGCACCACAUAUAUAACAUGUCCUGCAGACCCUAAGAAGACGUUGGGCAUCAAGCUUCCUUUUCUCGUUAUGAUCAUCAAAAAUCUCAAGAAGUAUUUCACCUUUGAAGUCCAGGUGUUGGAUGAUAAAAACGUUCGGCGGCGCUUUCGGGCGAGUAACUAUCAAAGCACGACACGAGUGAAGCCGUUUAUCUGCACGAUGCCCAUGAGGCUGGAUGACGGCUGGAACCAGAUUCAGUUUAACCUGUCGGACUUCACCAGGAGGGCUUAUGGAACCAAUUACAUCGAGACGCUGCGUGUACAGAUCCACGCUAACUGUCGAAUAAGGAGAGUGUAUUUCUCAGACAGACUGUACUCUGAGGACGAGCUCCCUGCAGAGUUCAAACUCUACCUGCCCGUCCAGAACCAAAAGGCCAAGCAGUAAGGAUUCUCCCCUGCACCGUUCCCCCUGAGCUGAUGUGGAGUUUAGCUGUAAGAUAUAACUGUGUGUAAACAUGUGUUGAACUUUAAAACUUUGCAAUAUUGUAAUUUUUGAACUUUGAGUUUUGAUUGCCGUGUUGCUUUCUGCACAAUAAAGUAUUUUAUGUACUCAUC
Messenger RNA from Trematomus bernacchii (emerald rockcod), 1169 nucleotides. RefSeq names its product cilia and flagella associated protein 20 (gene cfap20). Gene Ontology annotation, biological process: positive regulation of cell motility; cilium assembly; regulation of cilium beat frequency involved in ciliary motility. Gene Ontology annotation, cellular component: ciliary basal body; motile cilium. Bases 415 to 999 code for a protein of 194 amino acids. NCBI's taxonomy places the organism in Eukaryota, Metazoa, Chordata, Actinopteri, Perciformes, Nototheniidae. The transcript has 6 exons. The record is from RefSeq and is a predicted model, not a curated record.